AUGUCACGUCAGUACAACCACCAACCUCGUACUCGACUAGCCGUCUCACCUUUCCUCUUUCACAGUCUCGAUCGACGCCCCGACGCCCCCACCAGUACCGACCGUCUGGGCCUACUCGGAUCCCAGCUCCGACGCCGCCUUCUCCCCCGUCGUAUGGCUCCCACUCACUUUCCUCCUCACCGCCUGCUUGCUCUUCAUCUCUCUACGGAGGGCGCAUGCGUUGAGGCUCUACGCCGACGCCCAGGAUUGGUCAGUCCGCGUACGCUCCUGGCACCGCCUCCCUCCCUCGUAGAUGGAGAGCUCAUGUUGUCGUAUCGGCACACCUGUAGGCUACGGACAAAGUACCCAUGGAUAUUCUCGAAUCAUAUACGACUACCCGGCAGAUCGGAUCGGACAAGUGCAUCCUCUCGGCCGCACCGUCGUUCUAG
Molecule: messenger RNA, 428 nt
Organism: Microbotryum saponariae
Lineage: Eukaryota; Fungi; Basidiomycota; Microbotryomycetes; Microbotryales; Microbotryaceae
Source: the annotation of a GenBank genome assembly